CCCGCCCUCCUCCCUCGCGGCUUUCUUUGUGCGCAGGGCAGGGGCGGCCCCGAUCCAUGGUCAUGGGCGACAAGAAGAGCCCGACCAGGCCGAAGAGGCAAGCCAAACCUGCGGCCGACGAAGGCUUUUGGGAUUGUAGUGUGUGCACCUUCAGGAACAGCGCUGAAGCCUUCAAAUGCAGCAUCUGUGAUGUCCGGAAAGGCACCUCGACCAGAAAACCUAGGAUAAACUCGCAGUUGGUGGCACAGCAAGUUGCCCAGCAGUAUGCAACCCCACCACCACCCAAGAAGGAGAAGAAAGAGAAAGUGGAAAAACAAGAUAAAGAAAAACCUGACAAAGAGAAGGAAAUCAGUCCCAGCGUCACAAAGAAGAACACUAAUAAGAAGACUAAACCAAAGUCAGAUAUUGUGAAAGAUCCUCCUAGUGAAGCAAACAGCAUACAGUCUGGGAAUACUACAACAAAGACAAGCGACUCAAAUCACACUUCAAGACCCAGACUGAAAAAUGUGGACAGAAGUACUGCACAACAGCUGGCAGUCACAGUGGGAAACGUCACGGUAAUUAUCACAGACUUUAAGGAAAAGACUCGCUCCUCUUCCACGUCAUCUUCUACAGUGACCUCCAGUGCAGGCUCAGAACAACAAAAUCAGAGCAGCUCGGGCUCUGAGAGCACAGACAAGGGCUCGUCCCGCUCCUCCACGCCAAAGGGGGACAUGUCAGCAGUCAAUGAUGAAUCUUUCUGAAAGUUGCACAUGGAGUUGUGGAAACUAUGAAUCAGGGUAUGAAAUUCAAACACUCCACCUGCCCACGCUGCUCACAUCCUGGAGAGCCUCUUCUGUGCUUGAACACACUUCCUUGGACAUCGACCUCUUACUGAUGCAACCAGGAUAAUUUCUGCUUGCCGUGGGCAUCUGGCUACCAAGGAAUUUCUCACCCUAAUGAUUACUCUUGACACUUUUAUGUAUUCCAUUGUUUUAUAUGAUUUUCCUAACAAUCAUUUAUAAUUGGAUGUGCUCCUGAAUCUACUUUUUAUAAUAUCUGCUGUGCACAAUUUUCCAUGAACGUUACGACUUUUGUUUUGGGAUAGGGAGCGGGUGGGGAGGGAAGGGGGCUUUAUUUAUUGCAUUCACAGACUCCAUCCUCUCUCAACAUAUCCUUUUUAAGUUCAGUUCUUCUUCCAGUUAUACUGUGUACUAUCAGUUUUGAUAUAAAUUAUAUAUAAAUAUAUAUAUAAAUAAAUAUAUAUAAAGGGUUAUUUGAAACCAAUACAUGGAAACGCUGGUGCUUGAAACACUGUGAAGUGAAAACAAAAUAUUGAGCAGUUAGAGAUCUGAGACAGUCCCCUUCUGUGAAAGUGCUGAAGCUGAAAUGGAACUGGUCGUAGGUGAGGAGUGUUCCUGGAGGUUUGAACCUAGACAGGACCCGUUUUCUUGACUUGUUCCUUCCCCAUUUCUUCCCUAAGCAAUGGCUACAGUGUACUGAACACAGUUUGGAUUUUUAUACCUUGGGAUGUGAAAUCAGAGGAUCGCUCCGGGGCAGCUCGUGUUUGCACUGGAGUGACUCGGCUCGGCACUUUGCAGGGUUGUGUCCAACUGGGGCAUGAGUGCUCAGAGCCAGGCUGGUGUCAGCACACCCCAAUCCACGUGCUUUGGUAACGCGAGCAUCCCUGUAUCAUGCAUAGCCAAUCCCACAGAAGUUCAGCAUUCUUAGGUUUAAUGAAUUUUGGCUGUUUUUCAAACCUGCAUCAAUAACUGAGGUAGCUCUAGAACUGGAGUUGUGCUUGGGAUUUCAGGCAGCAGUGCUGUGGGGUUGUUUCUCACUGCAGCAUAUGCUUGGGUGCCAUCAGCUCCAUGUCCUGUGCUGUGUGAUUGCUGUUCAGCACAAUUCCAGCUGUACUCCAGAGCAGCUGAGCAGCACCCAGCGGGGGUGUUAGGCAUGUGGCAGCAGAUGCUCCUGGUAUCCUGCUGCAGAAGCAGUGAAAAACUUUGGUGCUGGGCACUGCUUGUGACCAGCGCCUCCUUCCUUUGUGCUCUGAUGUAUUCAGGCUGUCAUUUUCCUGGCCUGUUAGUGUUGCUUUACAGUUUACCUUCCAUGCAUUAUCCUGCUAAAACACUAGUCUGAAGAGGUAGAAAAAAAACCUCUUUUGCUUUUUUUUUUUCUUUGUUUAGUGGCCCCAGAGUGCUUUGUAGUAAUUUCAGGCACAGAGGCGGUGGCUUUGGUCAACAUUGAUGAGUAACUUUGGGGUGUGAUGAAAGAGUGCCACUUUUUUUUUUCUUGUUUGACAACUCCGUGCCGGCUGUUACAUUGUGAAUUAUUUGCUCAGCAAGAGGCGUUUCUCUUUAUGGAGGCAACUGGUGUAACCUUUCCUUUAAGAUCAGAGUGGUUGUGAGUAGCAGGUGUAGGUUCCUUUCACACAGCGACAGAAAGCCGUGCGGUGCCACCGCUCCUUCCCAGCCUCUGCCCCAGGUUGCACGCGGUGGCAGUGCCUUGGUGGCGGUGUCCCCAGUGCGUUCCUAUGGGCACCCCAGUGUAACUCUGCUGAUACCCGCGGUGUAGGCCGUCUUUACCUUUUUAAGCAUUUUUAAAGUAUUUAUUAAAGAACCAAAGGAAAACCGGAUGCUUCCUAUGAGCAUCAAGACAAUUUCUUAUACAUAGUUUUAAAUACUAUGAAUUUCUCAAUCCACGUUUUAACAUUAGUGGGAUAUUGCAAAGACAUUCCUUUUCCAGUUUUUACUAUUCCUUUAAGGGUCUCAGGGAGGGUAAACUGGUCAGCCAUAUUUAUUUAUUUUACUGAAAUGUAUUGGAAUAAUUUUUUAAGAGAGAUUUUUUGAAGAUGCCCCCGAACUUGUAUAUUUUGCACUGCUUUAUAAACGAUCCAUUAUCGAUUAGGCUUGCGCGCAUGGUGCCCAUGAUCCGGCAGCGCGUGCGAGCGCACGGCACGUCCCUCCAGUGGGGCUCUUCCUGGUGCUUCAAGUCAGCCGUGUGCUCCCACUCGUUGUUGAAUCUGGGAAUUGGUGCAAAAAAAAGCAUUGUGUGUACCAGGAAAUGGCUUCUUUCUCAAAUGGAUGGACCUGUAGAUGAGCUUUAACGCGGUACCCGGCUACUCAUCGGCUACUGGUUCAGGAAGCAAAAUCUGGUUUUGGGUGUGCCUCCUUGAUAAAGCAGCUUACUGUAAAUAAGUGGGAAAAUGUCUUUGGGACGAGUGACUUGUAAUUCUGCAUUUGGUAGGAACUGCUAGCAAAGCAUCCAGCUCAGCUGGCCUCGUUGUGCCGUGGGUUUGAAGGACAGCAUUCACUUCUGCACUUGGUUUCUGAGCUCAGCGCCCCAAGGCACGCGUCCAGAAAUGGGAUUCUGUUCACACUGCGUCCGUAGGUUUCCUGCUGUUGUUGGGGAGCGUGGCUAACAACCAAGCCAACAAAACACUAGUCUAGAGGAAGGACCGGGCUCUGGGCGUUCAGUGGCACAGAAGCAGGUAAGUAAAGCACAGUGUUACGUUUGCUAAGUUUCAAUUUGGCACAGACACACACAUACCAACACAGCUUGCCCAACUCAGUUUAACGUAGUUAUGCAAAGGAAGAAUCCAAAAGCAUUUCAGGCAAACAGACUAUUUAUUUUAAUUGGAAUACUUGGCUGGUCUCAAAUUGGACAGAUCUAAAAUGUGGCGGUAGCUUCCAUGAGUUUAUUUCCACUGAGAUUUUUCACCUGCCUUACCAAGAUCAUUCUCAGUCUACUUUUUUAAGCUCUACCAUAAACUUAAAUUAUUGAAAACUUAUUAAUUGCUGACUAUAUAAUAACCUUUGCUUGUAUGUAACCGAAUGGUUUUAAGAGCCAACAUUUAGAGUAUGACAAUGGAGCUGAACAGUUUUUAAUGCGCAAGCAGUUCUGUUCUUGUGUAUGACUUGUAACCUUAAUUUACUGUGUAAAGAUGGUUACAUUAUUUCCUUAGCUUUGUUUGUUGGAGACAAAUAUAGAAUGCUUGUUUAAGUAUGUCAAAACAUAAUCUUAUCUUGUGGAUUUUUAUGUUAAUGUAUUAUACGAGCUAUAUUUUUCAUUUGCCCAGAAAGACAGCUUGUAUAACGCUUCUGAAAGUUUUUCCGCUCUGUAAAGUCUUUAGAGCUGACAGUCCUGUUAGGUUUGUUUUAAUCUUCAUGCUAAAGUGUCAAUGGUGGUUUUGUGAACUGGUCAGAAAUUCACAGGUCUUAAAUGUUUUCGAGAAAUUUAUAUUGGACACUGCUCUUUGUCUAGCAAAUAAAAGAUGUUAAUAUAUUCCUGUUACUGGCAUGUGCACGACUGUUAUUAGAAGCCACUUUAUCAUUUUCCUGCUUUAAAUAGAAAUGUCUAUUUAUGAAUUCUGCUUGUAGUUUUUUCACAAAUAAAAUAGUAAAAUUUA
This is a messenger RNA of Centrocercus urophasianus (Greater sage-grouse), 4390 nucleotides long. It is a transcript of the gene RYBP, whose product is annotated as RING1 and YY1 binding protein. NCBI's taxonomy places the organism in Eukaryota, Metazoa, Chordata, Aves, Galliformes, Phasianidae. The record is from RefSeq and is a predicted model, not a curated record. Gene Ontology annotation, cellular component: nucleus. Gene Ontology annotation, molecular function: DNA binding; transcription coregulator activity. The transcript is spliced from 5 exons. Bases 57 to 743 code for a protein of 228 amino acids. Gene Ontology annotation, biological process: positive regulation of DNA-templated transcription.